AUUAAUACUCCCGCAGCUCCCACAGCUCCUGCUCCUCAGUAGCAGCGCAGUUCACGUGGAGAACACAACUAUGAGAGAGUAGCUAGCAUGCACUGACAUUUAAUGUAACUAAAUGGCGCCUGUCAAAAGGAAAUUAUAUCAGCGGUUGCUGUUCUUUGUGGUUUUCCUUCCAAUCUCAGGUGUUUUAUGCUUUAGCGAGUUAUUUUUCAUCAAAGAGCCCCAUGAUGUCACUGUCAUACGGAGAGAAGCUGUUGUUUUGGACUGUCAGGCGCACGGAGAGUCGCCUAUCAACGUCAGAUGGCUCAAGAACGGAGUAAAAGUGUUGGAGAACGAACGGGUGUACCUGCUCUCCAAUGGCUCCCUUUAUAUUUCCGAGGUGGAGAGCAGAAGAGGAGACAAAUCAGAUGAAGGGCUCUAUCAGUGCCUUGCUCAGAACAAAUACGGCGCAAUCCUGAGCCAGAAAGCCCGUCUUACAAUCGCAAGUAUGUCAGCUUUUGCAAUCCAGCCAACGUCCAUAGUGGUGACUGAAGGCUCAGUUGCCAGGUUUUCCUGCAAAAUCAGUGCACACCCUCCUUCCAUCAUCACUUGGGAGUUCAAUCGGGUCACAUUACCCCUUGCCACUGAAAGAAUCACAGUCCUGCCCAGUGGUGUUCUUCAGAUCCACGGGGUGCAGCGGGCAGAUGCUGGAAAUUACCGCUGCAUCGUCACCAACAUUGCCAGCCGCCGCCGAAGCACGGAGGCCACCCUCACUGUCACCCCAGCUCCUAUGCCCCAUCCUCCCCAGAGGCCUCGCAUCAUUGCCGGGCCACAGAACAUUUCAGUGUCGCUGCACCAGAGUGCCAUCCUGGAGUGCAUAGCCACAGGCAAUCCCCGACCCAUCAUCUCCUGGAGCAGAGCGGACAGCAAGUCUAUUGAUGUUUACAACACAAAAGUUUUAGGAAACGGCAACCUCAUAAUCACAGAUAUCAAACUUCAGCAUGGAGGACUCUAUAUGUGCAGAGCUACCACUCCUGGCACACGAAACUAUACAGUCGCUUCAGCCAAUAUCACUGUGUUAGCACCACCUUCCUUGGUUGAGUGGCCAGAGAGCCUGACCCGUCCACGUGCUGGCACCGCCCGCUUUGUCUGUCAAGCUGAAGGAGUUCCAACGCCUGAAAUCACUUGGUUUAAGAAUGGAGAGAAAGUUCAAUCCAAUGGUCGAAUUAAGAUGUACAACAGCAAACUGGUCAUCAACCAGAUCAUCCCUGAGGACGAUGCCAUCUAUCAGUGCCAAGCAGAGAACGAGCAGGGGUCGGUCCUCUACAUGGCGAGGCUCAUUGUGGUGAUGUCUGAGGAUCGGCCAAGCGCUCCCAGGAAUCUCCGAGCUGACACCGUGUCAAGCUCCGCCAUCCUUUUGGCUUGGGAGAGGCCUCAGUAUAACUCAGAUAAAGUUAUUGCUUACUCAGUGCACUACAUGAAGGCUGAAGGAUUAAACAAUGAGGAAUAUCAAGUUGUCAUUGGAAAUGAUACAACUCGCUACAUUAUUGAUGACCUGGAGCCGGCUCGCAACUACACCUUCUACGUGGUGGCCUACAUGCCCAUGGGAGCCAGUCGUAUGUCUGACAAUGUGUUCCAGCACACGCUUGAGGAUGUUCCUCUCCGCGCCCCAGAACUCAGCCUCACCAGCCGCAGUCCUGUGGACAUCCAGGUGUGUUGGCAGCCCCUUACAGGCAAGCUGAGUCGUGGCAGAGUCUCCGCCUACCGUUUGUCCUAUCGCACUAGUGCUGAGAAUACAGUCUCACAGAUAGAGCUACCUGCAGACAAGACCCAGUAUCUCUUGGAAAACCUGCAGCCUGACACCAUCUACCUCCUGCGUAUUGUUGCCGCCACCAGCGUUGGGUGGGGUGAGCAGUCUGCCUGGACGUCCCACCGCACUCCGAAGGCAUCCAGUGCUCGAGUUCCGAUGGCUCCCGAGCUGCACUUGGAGCCUUUAAACUGCACCACUAUCUUGGCACGCUGGCAGUUGGCACCUAGGAACUCAGUCAGUGUUCAAGGCUACAGACUCUUUUACCAUGAGGAGAGCCAGUCAGAGAGGGCCCCGCUCCAGCUGCGUGCCUUGGAUAAUGCAUACACCAUCGGAGGCCUUGACCCAAGGAAGAAGUACCACGUUAAGCUACUGGCUUAUAACUAUGUCGGAGAAGGCUACCAGGCAGACCAAACUAUCAGCACCCCUGGAUGUGUCUCUGUUAGAGAUCGCCUGGUGCCCCCUCCACCUCCUCCACACAAUGUGUACACAAAGACCAACAGUUCGACCGCUGUGUUUCUGCACUGGGGUCGACCAGCCUUCACUUCCAGCCAUGCGGUCAACUACACAGUCCGCUGCAACCCAGUAGGCCUGCAGAACGCCUCCUUGGUGCUCUACCUGCAGACGAGUAAGCAGAGCCUCCUGGUGCGAGAUCUGGAGCCCAACACCAAGUAUGAAUUUGCCGUUCGCCUUCACAUUGACCAGCUGUCCAGCCCCUGGAGCCCUGUUGUUUAUCAGAGCACUUUACCUGACGCUCCCACUCAGCCCCCUUUCAAUGUGAAAGUGACUUUACUUGAAGAAGACACAGCAUUGGUUUCAUGGAAACCCCCAGAUGAACCCAAUGUAGCUGUGACACAUUACACCAUCCUGUACGCCUCCAGAAAUGCCUGGAUAGCUGGGGAAUGGCAAGUGCUGCAAAAAGAAGGAACCAUCACCAUGGCACUGCUGGAGAACCUGAAGCCUGGCCAGAUUUACUUUGUGAAAGUUUCUGCAUCCAACAAUGUGGGUGAUGGGCCGUUUUCUCAUACGGUGGAACUGACGGUCCGAGCAGAUCUCUCCUUUGGUCAUGAUCCCCGGCUCUCUCGUGGCUCCACACAGUCCACAGCAUUUUCUGAUGGCUUCUACCACCUGGACCAAAAGUCAAUGACAGGGAUUACUGUGGGAGUCUGCAUUGCUCUCAUCUGCAUCAUCAUCUGCGCUUUCAUCAUCAUCUGCAGAGGCAAAAACAGGAAAUUUUCAGCUGUUAAAACGCUCAGAGAAGGAGUGAACACAUCUGCAGGUCAUCUGGGCUCUCACGGACAAGCCGUGAACGCUGAUGGGAGCGUUCCAAUGAUGAGUGAAAACCGUUUCAUUGAUGCCAAGGGUGGAACAAAUCUCAUUAUCAAUUCUCUCGGCCCUGUUCAGCCCAGCACUGAGAAGAAAGAGAAAUGGUUUUCUUUCCGCAGUAAUGUGAAAAAGGACAGUAAAGCAGUGCAGAAUAUGAGACAAGGCACCGCCUCCUAUCAGCCCGGUACCACAGUGUUGGCUUACGAAGAGGAGCGGUCGAUGUCUCCAAACCAGCCCACCACUCUGCAGCCCCUGCUCUGGCGUCCCGGUGACUCGGAAGGCUCAUCCAACAGCGAGGGCAGCCAUGCCACCGGUGAUUCGGGUCGUUACUCUCACGACGAGACAGAGAUGACCAACCUGUCUUCUGGUACCAGCAGCCGCCCUCCUUCUCUGACAGCAGAGGACAGCGGAGGCUCGGAAUGCAGCGGUCUCCCUGAACAGUCAGUCCACCUGAUGGAGGAAAGUCAGAUUGACCUGAAGUUAAUGGAGUCCGUCGAGAACGGCUGCUGUCAUCAUGAUGCGCAGAGCAGUUCCAAGUCUGCACUUUCUCUCCAAGUGUGUGUGUCCGAGUGUGUGUGAAACUCUGUGUGUGUGUGUGUGUGUG
Messenger RNA from Etheostoma spectabile (orangethroat darter), 3713 nucleotides. RefSeq names its product protogenin homolog a (Gallus gallus) (gene prtga). The transcript has 19 exons. Bases 113 to 3688 code for a protein of 1191 amino acids. NCBI's taxonomy places the organism in Eukaryota, Metazoa, Chordata, Actinopteri, Perciformes, Percidae. Gene Ontology annotation, biological process: cell-cell adhesion. The record is from RefSeq and is a predicted model, not a curated record. Gene Ontology annotation, molecular function: protein binding.